UAGAAAUCAGUAUCGUGCAAGUAAAUGGGAAGAAGAAACGACAGCAGAAUAGUAUAAUGUAAACUUUUGCAAGCCAAAGGAACAUGUUCAGCCGAUCGUGGAUUAUAUUCAUAUUUCAAGUACAACUUUUAAGGGGAUCAACAAUUGAUUACAGUUUUCGAGACGGUGUGUGUUUGUCGAAGAAAACAUUUAUAAGCGAAAAGGAAUGGGAGGUUAUUAAUUCUCUAACAUCAGAUGACUGGGAAGGCUUUCUCACCGAUGCCAUUCAAUCGUACAAUCAAGAGCAAAGAUUAGAGAAAAACUUAUUGAAACGACGCGUAAUAGUGGAAAAUGGCAGCAUAUCACAUACCCAAUUAUUGGAUACUCUGCCGAGUGGUGGAGCUCAGCGGAAGAGUUCUAUUAGCGAAAAAAUUCUCAAAGCAAGUCUAAAUGCAUACCAUAGUAAAUGUGCUCCUCUUAAUAUCAGUGGAGACAAGUGUGCAGUAAUGCUUAGCAAGAAGAAAUUACCGAGAAACAAUGAUUUGACCAAGCAGUGUGAGGAAAUGUUACAUAAUCAACCUAUGGACUACCUUCAUUCCUUUAGGCGAUUGCUACCGCGGCACUACAAGGAUGGUUUUCAUCAAAUGUUUAAUCAUUUACCAAAUCCCUUACUUAUAAGUCAAAAACUACAAGAGCUAGGAAGGGGCAAAGAGGAACAACAAUUUGACGAUAGCAACAAAAGUCUGGCCAUAAUACAAUGGGCGCAGUUCAUAGAACACGAUCUAAGUAAACCAGUGGUAAUGUCCAUGUACGACGGUUCGUCGAUUGAAUGCUGCGAUAAUAGAAAUCAUAAACUUCAACCGCGUUAUCGUCAUCCCGCAUGUGCGCCUUUAUUAAGCGAAGACAUAUCGUUGAAGUACGGUCCUGAUACAUGUCUCACCUAUGUUCGAAGUGCACUAACAGUUGGGGACAACUGCACGUUUGCUGCUCCAGAGAAAUUUAACCAAGCCACGCCCACUCUAGAUCUCUCUCAACUGUAUGGUUCUGCGGAUGAAGAACAAAAGCUUAUGCGUUCGUACAAGGACGGUUUGUUGAAAUCAACAAAUUCUCUAAAGCGGGGAGAUGAACUAUUACCUCUGGUACCUAAUGAACGCAUGCAUAAAUUUUGCUCUAUAAAAGAAGCCGAUAUGAAUAAACAGUUAUGUUUUAUGGCUGGCGAUUCGCGUGUCAACAACAAUCCCUACACCAUUGUCAUCUAUACAAUUUUCAUGCGGAAUCAUAAUCGUAUAGCUCGAAAAUUAAAAAUCAAAUACCCUCAAUGGAAUGAUGAAAUGCUGUUUGAGAAGGCGAAAACUAUUAAUAUUCUGAUGUAUCGGCAUAUUGUAUUCGAACAAUGGCUACCCGAGGUCAUAGGGAAUUCAUUGGCUUCGAAUAUCAAUAAGAAGAUUAUACGCGAUAACGAACAGCAAAUAUCCAAUGAGUUCGGUGUCGCGGGUAUCAGAUUUUUUUUCUCAAUGAUUCCAAAUAUAUUGCGCAAUUCUGAUCAUUUAGUAGAAUACACUAUACUUAGCUCCCGAAGUGGCGAGAAACAUGUUAGCCCACCACCAAUCAUAACAUAUUCCUCGAACGUUUUCGCAUUGAAGAAAGAGAUUUAUAAUCCCACUUUUCAAUAUACCACAAAAAAAUUCAACGACGUAUUAUAUUCGUUAUUGCAUCAAAAAGCCAUAAAAAUGGAUGCCACAUAUGAAAAUAGCUUGUUAACAAAUUUCAUGAGGGAUUUACCGCCCACUCAUUGGGAUAUAUUGGCUUUUGAUAUUCAACGCAAUCGUGAUCAUGGACUUAAGCCAUAUGUGAAAUAUUUGGAAGAAUGCAAGAAGACAAAUAUAAAUAAUUGGAAUGAUCUGGGGAAGUUUAUUGCUUUGAAGGAGUUGAAUAAAUUGAAAAAUGCGUAUAGAAACUUCAUGGAUAUCGAUUUGAUAGUCGGUGGAAUAUCGGAGUCUGCGGCCCCAAAUGCUACAGUUGGACCAACGUUUCAGUGUAUUAUAGCUGAACAAUUUUCUAAACUACGCUAUCAGGAUGAAGCUUGGUCUGAACUAUUUGCUCUCAUCAACGAACUUAAGGGAAUCUCUGCUGCCGAUUUACUUUGUGCUAAUUCGAAUCUAGUUUAUGUUCCUUCAAACAUUUUCCGGAUAUUUUCCAAGAAUAACCCUUCAGUGCAAUGCUCGGAUUCACUUAAACAAUGAUUGGGCAAUAAAAUGUUGCGAGUGUCAACAUCAAGUUAACGAUCAGAAAAACAUAAAAUAAAAACAAAAAUCUACUUGAAACGGAAAUAAAUAUAAAGCACGAUUUUCUUGCCAUUCUAUA
Messenger RNA from Glossina fuscipes, 2343 nucleotides. Its product is annotated as peroxidase. Gene Ontology annotation, biological process: response to oxidative stress. Gene Ontology annotation, molecular function: peroxidase activity; heme binding. The coding region runs from base 84 to 2222 and encodes 712 amino acids. The transcript is spliced from 10 exons. Lineage: Eukaryota; Metazoa; Arthropoda; Insecta; Diptera; Glossinidae. The record is from RefSeq and is a predicted model, not a curated record.